UUUCCUCCGCCGGUUCCACGGACGCAGACAGGCGCGAUGGAGAAGAUGAGCCCGGCUUUCGUGCCCGCGGCGACGCACGGAGUCCUGAAGUCUCUGCUGGAGAACCCCGUCAAGCUGCCGCUGCACCACCAAGCUUUCAGUAAGGAGCAGGAGAAGGAGAAGAGCCUGGAGGAGGAGCGCAGCGCCCCCCAGUCGGCCUUCCUGGGACCCACGCUGUGGGACAAGACACUGCCCUACGAUGGAGACGGCUUCCAGCUGGAGUACAUGGACCUGGAGGAGUUCCUGUCUGAGAACGGGAUCCCCUCCAGCCCGUCCCACCACCACCACCACCACCAGCACCAGCACGCCCUGCCGCGCCAGCCUCCCGUCAUGGCCCCGCCCCCACCCACACCCUCCGUGAUGGACCUCAGCAGCCAUGCCUCCACCUCCGUCCACACCGGCGUCAUGUCUCCUAACUGCCUUCACAGCAGCCCAGCCAGAGCAGGCCUCCCAGGCUCCAGAAACACUCCCAGUCCCAUCGAUCCGGACUCCAUCCAGGUCCCGGUGGGCUACGAGCCGGACCCGGCCGACCUGGCUCUGUCUAGCGUGCCGGGUCAGGAGAUCUUUGAUCCACGCAAGCGGAAGUUCUCGGCCGAGGAGCUCAAACCUCAGCCCAUGAUCAAGAAAGCUCGAAAGGUCUUCAUCCCCGAGGACCUGAAGCAGGAUGACAAAUACUGGGCUCGGCGCAGGAAGAACAACAUGGCGGCCAAACGCUCGCGUGACGCGCGGCGGCUAAAGGAAAACCAGAUCGCCAUCCGAGCAGGAUUCCUGGAGAAGGAGAACUUGGCUCUGAGGCAGGAAGUGGCCGACCUGAGGAAAGAGCUCGGACGCACCAAGAACAUCCUGUCCAAGUACGAGGCGCAGCACGGGCCUCUGUGAAAACACACACACACACAAACACACACAGACACUCCUCUGAGCUCACGGUUUCAGCGACUCGGCUUGCAGCAGGUCGAACGAUGACGUCCUCUGCUGUGAAUCACUUCAUGUGAACACAAACAUGUCCAGCGUCUUUUGUGUUCUCACAGAUCAACACAAAGUUCUCAGAGUUCCCAUCAAAGAAAUCUCACACAGUCAAACCCAAAGUGACCCUCUGUCAAAUGGUUAUCCUGUUUUGAAUGCAGGGAUUCGGUGUUCCUCAGGGAUCAUUGCUAGGGCUCCUGAAGUUCUGUUUAUUCCAAAGACUGAGGCUGGAACUAAUUAAUGGUUACAUGAUUUUUCAGUUUAUUCAUUCAAAUGUCACAAAAGCAUUAACAGAAAUCGUGAAAGAAGAACAUAUACAAGUAGAUGUACAUAUACUGAUUUAGAAAAAUGUUCUUGGUUUUUAUUAGAAGUUAUAAAAUAGAGGAAGGUAUCAAAAAACAUGUGAGAAAUGUUUAUUAAACCCAGGAUGCACUUUUGUUUCUAGUGUGGUGUACCAGGUGUACCACAGAGAUCAACUCUGGGAUACAUAAAUCUUUAUUUACACGACCAUUGAACCUGCCAAUGAUCACUAAUAGGAUGGAUCACUGGAUUAGAUUCUUGAUGAUAAGGCUUGGAGUUCUAAGGUUUUCCAGUGUUUCUGAAACAGUCCAACAUAAAUUCAAAACUUAGAUCUCAAAAGUUAUGAAAAUCUCAGAAUUAAAAACAAUUAAUUGAAUUUAAAGCAUUACGUCUUGCUUGGUUUCAAUAUUAAAAUGUAAAUUUUUGAUGAAAAAAAAAAAGAAUUAUCGAACUUUGAAUUGAAUUGAUUUAAUCUGGCAUUCCACAGGGAUCAACCCUCGAGACCUCUGGAGUUUAUAUUUAUUCCAGCCUCAUUUUUCAUUAUGGAUAAGUCAUCUGAUUUUUCUAAACAUAACUUUGCGAUUCAUAGUUUUGUCCAUCAAAAAAUUAGUUAGGUCUUGACUAAAAUAUUUUGGUGUUUGUUUUUUUUUAAGUAUAUUUACAGUCUAUAGUGAAAAAAUUCCAAAUGAAUUCAUAAUCUGAAUUCAAAAGAAGAUUAUUAAAGUAUUGUUUGAAUCAUUUAAAAAAAAAGUUUGUUUUUUUAUUGAUAGAAAUAUUGAUUGUAGAUUACUUGAGCACUUUUUGUUUGUUUUCAACCUUACUUUCUGCUGCGAGUUGACUUUAACACACCAACACCAGUUCCUCCUCACAAACUCCUCCUACUCCUCCUCAGCUCAUCACGCCAACACCAGCUACUGACCUCUGGUCUCUGACCUUUGACCCCGCCUCCUCGGCACUUUAGCACUACUGCAGACUCCACCCCUUUACCUGCAAGGCCGCUCCUGUCUGUCCAGACCUUCUUUUCUUCUUUUUGUUUGUUGCUCUUGGAGCCUUUUGUUUCUCUCAGCAGUAUUCAGUUAUUCACAAAAACAUAAAAACUAUUCUGAUAUUUCCACACAAGAAAAAUCCCCAAAUUGCCAAAUGAGUUUCGAUUUGAAACAUUUUUGUAAAAGCUUGUUACAUAAGCUGUCUUCUUGUUUAUUUUUUAAGGCAAACUGGGACAAAAAAUGAAUAUUUGCCUUU
Molecule: messenger RNA, 2544 nt
Organism: Salarias fasciatus (jewelled blenny)
Lineage: Eukaryota; Metazoa; Chordata; Actinopteri; Blenniiformes; Blenniidae
Product: hepatic leukemia factor-like
Exons: 4
Coding region: 37-918 (293 amino acids)
Biological process (GO): regulation of transcription by RNA polymerase II
Cellular component (GO): nucleus
Molecular function (GO): RNA polymerase II cis-regulatory region sequence-specific DNA binding; DNA-binding transcription factor activity, RNA polymerase II-specific
Source: RefSeq, a predicted model, not a curated record